Molecule: messenger RNA, 1843 nt
Organism: Exaiptasia diaphana
Lineage: Eukaryota; Metazoa; Cnidaria; Anthozoa; Actiniaria; Aiptasiidae
Product: nanos homolog 1-like
Exons: 1
Coding region: 298-963 (221 amino acids)
Biological process (GO): negative regulation of translation; oogenesis
Cellular component (GO): perinuclear region of cytoplasm
Molecular function (GO): mRNA binding; zinc ion binding
Source: RefSeq, a predicted model, not a curated record
UGAGUGACAAAGGCAUUUGGAAAGUGCUCUAGUCAGCUGCCUGCUGUUAGUACGAACUAUAUCUGAGCCAACCUCGACGUGYUGCACUGAGAGUCGCCGAGUGCCCGCUUUAAAAGCAUCUCGAGCUUCCCCGCGAACUAUUUGGAAACGUCAAUCUUCCGUGAUUAACACCACUCGGCCACCGUGCAUCGCCAAGACCUGCGCCUGACACAGGCAGAUAUCAGUCUGACUUGAGCGCUGAGCUGGUACAAGCCAUCUAACCGGUAUUUCUGCGGCAUUCAAGAGUGCAACCAAAACAUGGGCGAUGAAAUGCUCAGUGUGUUCUACAAUGGGGAAAUAUUUGGACCCAGUGGUUCUUUGACAGAGAGCAGUAUUGAGGCUUUAAACAAUGGUUGGUCUGACUGCACAGAAUUUCAUUUAUUUCGUGACUAUUUUGGGCUAAUCCAUUUGGUCCAAAACACGACAUUAAGCGAUGAAGAAGCCGAUGAAGAUUAUAAAAAGUUCUACAAGUUCACCUAUAACAGAACGCGAGGGGAYAGCAUUGGAUCAGACCGUGAUUCUAUUUCUAGUUCAGGAUCAAGUGGAGGAUGUCCUGAUUUUGACAUGAAAUUGAGCGUUCCCUUCACUUCCAAAGCUGUGGGCUCGUCAAUUGAACCGGGUUCUCAUUCCAACAGGUCUCUAGCAAAUCUGAAACGAUCUGACAUUGACACUGCGGCGAGAAACCGAAAAAACCGCGAAAACAAGAAAAAUAGAAACGCCAACGUCUGCGUAUUUUGUAGAAAUAAUGGCGAAACAAAGAAAGUUUAUUCAAGCCAUGUGCUGAAGGAUGCAGACGGUAAUACAACUUGCCCGAUUUUACGAGCUUAUACUUGUCCUCUGUGCAAGGCAUCUGGGAACGAGUCGCACACCAUCAAGUAUUGUCCGCGGAACAAGAAUGGCAGCAAGCUUCAGGCUAAAGUUUAGCUGCUACGGCAGCAGAACUGAGUAACUCUUAGCUUGUGUCUUUUUAAUAACGAUUACUUUAAAUUUUUGGUUUAUUGACGACAGAUUUACAUCUCUUAAGAAAAUGUUUUUAGACAUCCCUCUGAAAUUUGAGGUGUGAAUAAUGAAUGGAAAAAGCAACGAGUCUAUUUGACAAAUUGUGUAUGAAGUUUGCCUGACAACGGCACACUUUGAAAAUACUUGACCGAAUCUUUUUAGACUGAAUCUUGUUCAAAUGGAAAUAUUUGAGAAGGGUUGAUCAGGUAGCUUUCUCCUGAAUUCAAUGGCAAAAAUCAGCUGUUCAAAACGUACAGACUUUGCAAGUUCCCCUUGCUAUUAAUCUUAAUAUAUAUAUUUAAUAUCAACCCCUAAAUUCGAUUUCAAAUAUCAAAAUGUUAUGAGCAAACAAAAUAUUGUAAAUACAUAUAUGUCUAUUCAAAAUAAUACAAGAUUAUGAAAAUAUAGAGCUCACCUCUCAGUUAAAAUUGAAAUCCAGAGGAUUGAAAGAAAAGAAUAUACAAAAUCACAUGAAUCGGAAUCAGAUUUAGCUUAGCUGCUCAGCAGUGCUGAAAAUAUGACAGUCAACUGUCCCUUUGUAAAGUCUUUUCAACAAAAAUUGAUUGUCUUACCAAAUUGUUAGCAAAUUACAAAGAUAUUAAAGUCCCUCGUUGGAUUGGAAUGUAAAUAAUAUAUAUAUAUCAUAUAAGGCAUUCACAUAUUUCAAAUGAAUGCUUUGAGCCUUUUGGUACCCAAGGAGUUUAUAAAUGCACGCUCUGAAGAAGUGACUGUCGACAGAAUUGUCUUGUAUAUCAUUCAUUUAUUAAGCUAUAUAAUGUAAAUUAAAAAUCAUCGAAGAAUGCAA